Pantherophis guttatus is the source of this 2268-nucleotide messenger RNA. RefSeq names its product potassium inwardly rectifying channel subfamily J member 6 (gene KCNJ6). Gene Ontology annotation, biological process: regulation of monoatomic ion transmembrane transport; potassium ion import across plasma membrane. Gene Ontology annotation, molecular function: G-protein activated inward rectifier potassium channel activity. Gene Ontology annotation, cellular component: plasma membrane. NCBI's taxonomy places the organism in Eukaryota, Metazoa, Chordata, Lepidosauria, Squamata, Colubridae. The record is from RefSeq and is a predicted model, not a curated record.
CCUGGAGAUCCAAAGAGCCACUCGCCUGAAAUUGAGUAGAAUUCAUUGAAACUGCAGGCUUUCGUGACGUGUCCCUGAGUGGUCCAUUACUUCUCUCUCUGCCAGCGCUCGGUUCUUCUGGCUCGCUCCACUCCAAUCUUUCCCGUUCCUGGCGGCGACUCCCGCUGAACUCUGCCUGGGCAAAGCGGGCACCAGUUCAAUUCGCCUCGUGUGCCCCGGUCGGCUUCUCGUGGGGAAAACCAAGCUGAUUGAUUGGAGCCAAGAUUUCGGCAGAGGAUGGAAGCUCCCAAUAGCAGCGCUGGGUCCCUGUAAAAGCCGAAGAUUCUUUCUUCUCGUUUCCUUUUGUUUCUGUUUCUUUCUUAAUUUUAACUAUUUCAUCUUCCAUUCUUGAGCGACAGAUGAGCCUGCUCUGUUCCGAAGGAGAAAAAUCAUGAUCGAGUGAGUGAAAACGUGCAGCAAACAGGAGGAUCUCAAACAGAAAAUGAAAAAGAUGGCCAAAUUGACAGAAUCAAUGACUAAUGUGCUGGAAGGAAACUCAAUGGAGCAGGACGUGGAAAGCCCUGUUACAAUUCAUCCACCCAAGUUGCCCAAACAGGCCAGAGAAGAUCUGCCAAAACAUUUAAGCAAAGAGGGUGCCAAAAGAAAAAUCCAGAGGUAUGUUAGGAAAGACGGAAAAUGCAACGUCCACCAUGGAAACGUGAGAGAGACUUAUCGCUAUUUGACCGAUAUCUUCACUACUUUGGUCGACCUCAAGUGGAGAUUCAACCUUUUCAUAUUUGUCUUGGUUUAUACUGUGACUUGGUUGUUCUUUGGAUUCAUCUGGUGGCUAAUUGCUUACAUCCGAGGAGACAUGGAGCACAUAGGAGAUAAGAAGUGGACACCGUGCGUUAGCAACCUCAAUGGAUUUGUCUCAGCCUUUUUAUUCUCUAUAGAGACAGAAACUACAAUUGGGUAUGGUUAUCGGGUUAUCACAGACAAAUGUCCUGAAGGAAUUAUCCUGCUUUUAGUUCAGUCUGUUUUAGGGUCUAUUGUGAAUGCUUUCAUGGUUGGCUGCAUGUUUGUAAAAAUAUCACAGCCCAAGAAGAGAGCAGAAACUCUGGUAUUUUCUACCAAUGCUGUAAUUUCUAUGCGGGAUGGAAAGCUGUGUUUGAUGUUUCGAGUUGGGGAUCUUAGAAAUUCACACAUUGUGGAAGCAUCAAUACGAGCCAAGCUGAUCAAAUCGAAACAGACAAAGGAGGGGGAAUUUAUACCUCUCAAUCAAACAGAUAUCAAUGUAGGUUAUUAUACUGGGGAUGAUCGACUGUUUUUGGUUUCACCACUGAUCAUCAGCCAUGAAAUAAACCAACAGAGUCCUUUCUGGGAGAUUUCCAAAACUCAGUUGCCCAAAGAGGAAUUAGAAAUAGUUGUGAUCCUAGAAGGAAUGGUGGAAGCGACAGGGAUGACAUGCCAAGCCCGAAGUUCUUACAUUACCAGUGAAAUUCUGUGGGGUUAUCGUUUCACACCUGUUCUCACCCUAGAGGAUGGAUUUUAUGAAGUUGAUUAUAAUAAUUUCCAUGAGACAUAUGAAACCAACACCCCAUCUUAUAGCGCCAAAGAAUUGGCAGAGAUGGCCAAUCGAGCAGAGUUACCCCUUACUUGGUCUGUCUCAAGCCAGUUAGAUCAGCAUGCUGAAAUGGAGGCUGGAGAGGAAGCUAAGAGCCAUGAAGAACAAGCAGAAAGGAAUGGUGAUGUGGCCAAUUUAGAGAAUGAAUCCAAAGUUUAGAACUGAAUGAGGGGACAGAAAACAUUAACACUUUCAAAAGAGGGGGGAAAACAGCAGUCUAAAAUGUUUACUGUCUGUCCAUCCAUCAAUAAGAUCAGUGAAGAUUUGGGUUGAAGCUGCAAUAUUGUAUAUUUUCCUAUUUUGUUUUACCUUUUAUUGUUCCACUUUUUAGUUGGGGAAAUCAAUAUUCUCAUACAUAAGCAAGUGGCUUUUGUUUUGUUUUGUUUUUGAUGACAAAAAGCAAAAAUACAUAGAUCAGGGCAAACAUGAAUGGAGAAUCUGUAGGUAAUAAUUAUUACUGACCUGAGCUUUAACUCCAGAUUUUUAUAUAUAUUUCUCCAAAAUAGAUUUAAAUGAUAUGCCUUUAUUGCAGCUUUAAGACCCAAGAUGUGCAGAAAGAUCUGCAGAUCAAUACGAUACUGUACUUCUGUAAUUUCUUUCUCUUUCACUUUAAUAAUAAAUCCAGCAUGUACAAAAGUAUUGUAGUAAAGAAUCUUUAAAUAAUG